Messenger RNA from Ostrea edulis (European flat oyster), 1398 nucleotides. Its product is annotated as splicing factor 3A subunit 2-like. The record is from RefSeq and is a predicted model, not a curated record. Bases 134 to 1147 code for a protein of 337 amino acids. Gene Ontology annotation, biological process: spliceosomal complex assembly. NCBI's taxonomy places the organism in Eukaryota, Metazoa, Mollusca, Bivalvia, Ostreida, Ostreidae. Gene Ontology annotation, molecular function: zinc ion binding; nucleic acid binding. The transcript is spliced from 9 exons. Gene Ontology annotation, cellular component: U2 snRNP; U2-type prespliceosome; catalytic step 2 spliceosome.
CUGUUAUUGCCCAAGCGACAAAGAUAAAGACCGAAAUUUUCCGAGUUUGUGGCGUUGUUCUUACGAUUACAUGUACAUGUGUGGUUUUGAGGUACAAUUCUUCAUUCAGCAGUGUGAUCAGAAGUAAGCAGACAUGGACUUCCAGCACAGAGCUGGAGGAAAGACUGGUGUGGGGGGCGUGGCCUCAGCCUCAGAAUCAAACAGGGACAGAAGAGAGAGGCUGAGACAAUUGGCCUUGGAAACAAUUGAUCUAAAUAAGGAUCCUUACUUUAUGAAGAAUCACUUGGGGUCCUAUGAAUGCAAGCUAUGUUUGACACUUCACAACAAUGAGGGCAGCUAUUUGGCUCAUACACAAGGAAAAAAGCAUCAGGCAAACUUGGCUCGUCGAGCAGCCAAGGAAGCAAAAGAGGCUCCAGCACAACCAGCCCCAGAGAAAGCCCGGGUCGAUAUCAAGAAAUUCGUUAAAAUUGGAAGACCCGGUUACAAAGUAACCAAACAAAGGGACCCAGACAAUGGCCAGCAGAGUUUAUUGUUUCAGAUCGACUACCCUGAGAUUGUGGAAGGAAUUGCACCACGUCACAGAUUCAUGGCAGCUUAUGAACAAAAAGUGGAGCCACCAGACAGAAAAUGGCAGUAUCUGUUGUUUGCUGCAGAACCUUAUGAAACAAUAGCAUUCAAGGUACCCAGCAGAGAAGUAGACAAAGAUCCUAAAAAGCUCUGGUCCUACUGGAACAGAGAAACAAAACAGUUUUUUCUACAGUUUGCCUUCAAGAUAGAAUCCAAAGCACCAAUGCCACUCCCUCCCCCACCCACAGAGGGAAAGAAAGAGCCACAAGUUCCAGCUAGUUCAGCCUCAUCAGCACCACAGCUUCCUCCCCCUCCUCGCAUGCCUCCACCCCCAAGAAUGCCUCCCCCACCCCCUAUGGCACAAGCAGGAGGACCCCCCAUGCCACCUCGUUCCACUGGGCCUCCAUUGGGUCCAGGCAUGCCCCCACCCCCUAUGCCGCCUGGAGGCAUUCCCCCUCCUGGGCCCCCUCCCAACAUGCCAGCCCCUCCCCCUCCCCCUGUACCGCCACCAGUUCCUCCUCCUGGUAUGCCUCCUGGGGCACCAAAUAUUGCUCCCCCUCCUCCUCCUCCCCCAAAAUAAAGACAUCAUCACAACUGGUGUACAUGUACAAAUAUAUUGACAUGACAACUGGUGUUCAUGUACAAAUAUAUUGACAUCAUUACAACUGGUGUUCAUGUACAAAUAUAUUGAUGUCAUCACAACUGAUGUACAUGUACAAAUAUAUUGACAUCAUCACAACUGGUGUUCAUGUACAAAUACUGCAUAUUCAUAUGAUUGUUAUGAGUCUCAAUCAUUAUUGUCAUAUAGAUGAAUAAAAGAAUUGAUUUUUA